CCGACAACUGUACCAAAACAGCUGAGUGAGUGAGUGAGUGGAGUGGACCGAGCGUCUGCGUAAUGUUGUGUUGUGUUGUCUACAUUCACAUUGUCGUCAUUAGCGCUUAGAGUUCGCGCUUCCGUAUAAAUAUUUGUGUUACAUCGUUGUGUUGUGAUUUUGUGAAUGAAAACUAGUUUGUUAUUUAGUACUUAUAAGUUGCUCUUUUAACGCAGUGAUAAUGUGAGUUUUGUUUGCAAAUGUACUACUACUACACAUGGAUUUUAACUGAAAACAUAACCUCUAUAUGCUAAGGUGGAGGAGCUAGCGGCGGGAUGCCGGCCCUCAAGCUGUUCGGCCGCAAGUGGCUGGCAGCCACUGACGACAUGGUCUUCCCCUGCCUCUUCGAGCUCCUUGUCAGGGUUAUAUGGAUCAUCUUCAUGGGCUGCAUCACCAACCGCUACUACAACUACACGUUUGUUUGCUCGGCUGGUGGUGAAUGUGUCCGUGUCUACCUGAUAGGCAUGUUGGCCCUUCUCAGUCUCAACAUCAUACUACUGGUGGCCAUCAUCAAUCGGAGUGCUCAAGGAGGCAUCUGUGACAUCCAAGCCAGGCGAGCUGUGCCACCCUUGCUUGGUUGCAAGAUCUUGCUGCUGAUACCAGAGGCAGGGUGGAAUGGCCUUGGGACGGUGUGGGCCUUCACAUCAGUCAUACAGUGUCCUGCCGAAGACCACUUUGUCAAUACUGCUAUUGACGUGCUAGUGUGCCUGGACUGGCUGCUGUUUGCAUUGCUGGUGUUUGCCCUGGCGAUGGUCAUCGACCCCAUUGGCUCUGUCAAACUGAGAGCCUCCCAGCCAGACCUCAACUAUGACUCCCUCAAGAACCGCCAGGUGACCAGGACGUGGGUGAGGCGCUUCCGAUGGUUCUUCUGCUGGCUCAACCGUGACAAGGAGAGUGUAGAAGCAUUUGCUCAGGUCGCUGGACUGUUCAGUUCCUUGUUCCGAGACAGUGAUCUGGUGCCCUCAGAUCUGAUAGCAGGGUGUGUCUUGUUGAGGGUGAAGCAGAAGAGAGAGUCAAGAGAACAGUGGAGGCUGGAGUUGUUGGCAGAACAGCGACUCAAAUACAAGACAGAUCUGAGAGAAGUGUUCCGAGGGAGGCCGGGGUGGAUCAGUUUUGACAAUGCCAUUCACUACAUGAAGCUGGCCAUCGCCACCUACAGCUGUGCCUUUGUCAUGUAUCAACACUGCUGCACGGGCAUCUGUAGGCUCAUGAAACAUGCCAAGUGUUGCGCCUGCUUCAGGGCGAAGAGAGUGAUAGUGAAUGGGGACAACUGCUGCAUGUGCAGUAUGGCAGGUUUCAAGCACUUAUCAGAAGUCAGUGAGGACGAUUGUAUAUAUUGUAACUUCAAAAACAGAAUAUUCGAGGUUCCUUUUUGUGUCAUCUCUGACCACAAGACAAAGAGCAUAGUAGUGGCAGUCAGAGGCUCCAUAUCACUCAAAGAUGUGUUCACGGAUCUGGUGGCUGUUGCUGAGAAGAUAGACAUUGAAGGCUUACCUGAGGGCUCUAUGGCUCACAAAGGAAUGUUGAUAACAGCCAAAAAGUUGAAACAUCAUUUGGAUGAGACCAAAACUUUAGAGAAGGCUCUUUCUCUCUAUCCCAAUUAUGACUUGGUGUUCACUGGUCACAGUCUGGGAGCUGCAGCUGCUGUGUUGCUAGGGUUGCUGUACAGACCAACCUACCCUGAUCUCAGGGUCUACUCCUUCGCCACACCAUGUGUCCUGACGAAACCAGCUGCAGUUUACUGUGAGAGUUUUGUCUUCACUCUGGGAGUAGGAGAUGACUUUGCUAUGCGAGCAAGUGUGGACAAGAUUGAAACUUUGAGAACACAACUUUUUGAAGUCUUGCAAAAUUCAAGGCUUCCAAAAUACCGUGUGAUCGUGAACGGGUUUGGCUACGCCCUGUUUGGAGUUCCGUCCAGGCAUUUGAACACGACGUGGCGAGACAACCGUCCGGUUCCUCACCACUCGGUGCUGCUGCCGGCACCUAACGCUAUACCUUACAUGUUUGCGAUAACUGGCUCUCCAGAUCACCAUUUAACUGCAAGAGAAGUAGCCAACAGAAAAUGUUCCAAUGUUUCUCUUUACCCAGCUGGAAACAUACUGCACAUAGUCCACAGGAAGAAGAAUAAAGAGGAGAAGUCUAGUCUGUCUAGAUGGAUAUGCUGUAGAUGCCUUUUCUGCUGUUGUAAAAAGAAGAGGCCGGAAGACAAGACAUAUGAGAUGAGAUGGGUCAGUCCCGACUUCUUUGACGAGAUGAGAGUCAUGCCUCGGAUGCUGUUAGAUCAUCUCCCUGAGAAUGUAUAUAAAGUCCUCGAGACUAUCCAAGACGAGCAAGAGACUGAGAUCGGAGAAGAUGUACAAUAUAUUAUGUAACUGACUUAGCUUUAUCAGACUUUCAACAUUCCAUUGCAACACCGGUGUUCCUAACACCAACAGCUGCGUAUGACAGUUAGGUUCUUUUUUAUGAACUUUUGUCAUUUAAAAAUUUUAUGAAGAAAAGACUUGUGAUAAAGGUGGAAUCAUCAAUGACAAUGAAGCUGUGUAAUUAAUUUUUAUUAAUCAAACAGUCUUUAAAUUUUAUGUAAAUAUUUUUUUUUAGCUGAUUACAUGAGUAAGAAUUGUCAAUUUUAUAACAAUAGGUCUUAGUACCUACUUAUUUUUUAUUGUUGUAAAUGACUUUGGUUUUGCUAUGGUUGUUAUUCAAUUUCAUGCUAUUUAAUUUAUCAAGACUAUGUAUUACAUUUUUUAUCCUUGACUCUACAUGAGCAUUAAUUUGUUUUUAGCGACCCUUUUAUCAAAAUAAAAUACAAUUGGUUAUAUUUGUUGGCCAAUGUACUUAUUUUUACUAUUUUUUUAAUGUUAUAGUACUUAUGGUACCGGUAAUCAUAAAAUAUUUCAAAUAGUUAUCACAAAGAAAAUAAAAAUGAAUAUGACUUAAUCAGUAAUGACUUACCAAUGGCUGUUUAGUUAAUACCCAUUUAUGACAAUUUCUUGAAAAAUUUAUAAAUGUGUUAAAAAUAACAUUGUCCUACCUAAAUCAUUUUUUUAAAGACCUAAUAAUUAUUUUCCUAGACCAACUACUCAACAACAACAACAACAACAACAACGACUCAAGUAUUUGCAUUAUUAAUAAGCUGUUAAAGCAUUUAGAACUCAAACUAGAUACUUAUAUUUACCUCCAAUAAAUGUUUUGUAAGAACAUUGUAAAUAUAUUUUUUCAAUGAAAAUUUGUUCAGGUGUACAAGUUAAACAUAAUGUGUAAUAUAAUCCUAAUAAUGUUGAUUGUACAAGGCUAAAAUAAUGAAAAAUGGAUGUACCUAUGGAAAAUUACGUUAUCUUCGAUAUAUGUCUUAGCAAGACAAUUUUUUUUCAAAAAGGGACAAACAUAUCUCUUUGAUUAUAAAAUAAAAUUAUUAAUUCAUAAGGUUUUUCAAAAAAUUUAUUAUGAAUAUUUCCACAUAGGAAAUCUAAUUGUUGCUGGUUAUUUCACAUUUUGCUCAUGCAAUCAUCUAGAUAAUAAUUUCCAUGAUAUAUAUAUAUAUGUCUUUAUUAUUAUUUAGUAUUUCACAAAAUGAGACAGACCUAGGAGCUAGGAAACUUGUACAGUGUUUUUACCUUGUAAAGAAUACAUAUUUGCUCACAAGUUAUUGUAAAUGAAUAUUUUAUAAUCAGUUGAAUAAAAUAUAAUAAAUA
Molecule: messenger RNA, 3731 nt
Organism: Macrosteles quadrilineatus (aster leafhopper)
Lineage: Eukaryota; Metazoa; Arthropoda; Insecta; Hemiptera; Cicadellidae
Product: diacylglycerol lipase-beta-like
Exons: 17
Coding region: 315-2411 (698 amino acids)
Biological process (GO): lipid metabolic process
Source: RefSeq, a predicted model, not a curated record